Molecule: messenger RNA, 4641 nt
Organism: Girardinichthys multiradiatus
Lineage: Eukaryota; Metazoa; Chordata; Actinopteri; Cyprinodontiformes; Goodeidae
Gene: coro1cb
Product: coronin, actin binding protein, 1Cb
Exons: 12
Coding region: 158-3808 (1216 amino acids)
Biological process (GO): cell migration; actin filament organization
Molecular function (GO): actin filament binding
Source: RefSeq, a predicted model, not a curated record
AGUCAAAUGGACGGAGCAGAAGCCACUUUUAUUGAAUUAGUCAAAUGAAGUCCGGCUGACCUAACGGGGCAGGUGACUGCUAGAGGAGUGAUCUCCCACACAGCCCAAAGUCCCAUAGGACGGCGGUCGGGCACAACAUCAUCUUAGAAAAGCAGUCAUGGGGCAGAAGCUGGAGAGGGUGUCUGAAAGGGAUGAGGAAUCCCUUGAUAAUUCAGACUGGUCCGAGCAAACCGGAGACACGCGGCUCUCCGAGGCUGCAGAACAAGAUGAGUGCAGACAUCACGAGGAUGGCGGUUCUGUGUUUUCCCAUCAGAGCAUUGGUGGUGUUAGAGGAAUCAACAUCGGCAACUCAGGGCUGGCUGUCAUUUCUUCACGUACAGACCCCCAAAGUGGGCAGCCAAUCAGGGCUCAGGGUCAGCAGGAACACCUUCUGAACUCUAGAGAAGGGUGGGUGGUUCCGGGCAGGGAGACAGCCUCUCAUGUUGGGGAGUCAAAGAGAGUCUUAAGCUUUAAGGAGACAAGACAAAUUUCCAACAAAAAGCAAGGCUCUGUUAAGGGGGCUGCAGUCUGGAUUGAGACUGCAGCAAUGGAUGAGCAGGAAAAUCUGAAUUUUUCUGAAACUGGCAGCAGCAGGGGUUUAACAGCCUCAUGCAACCCUACUAACGAGGAAGACUUUGUAGUUCUGGAAAGAGAUGAAAACUGGAUAUCGAAUGAUGCAGAAAACAAUACUCCAGGUCAUCACAACAAACCUGGAGAUAAGGAGGAUGGUUCUCAAAGCUGCAAUGAAUCAAAACUUUCACAGCCUUCCAGGAUUACUCCUCAAGAAAGGAAUAAUGACAUUGCACAUGCUAAAAGUUCACCCGGAGACAGUUUAGAGACAGAAAAGGGUGGUCAUUCGACUCAAGUGACAGGCAGCAGGUGUCAGCUAAAAGGAGUAAGUUGUGUCCGGGCUGCUCAAAGCAAGACAACUGGUAAGGGAAUGGCAGAGACGGACCAAAAUAUUGCUGCUCCUAUGAGGGAGGAACAAAAGAAAUGUAAAGAUCAGCGACAAGAAGGUAAUCAGAACCAUGAGAACAAGUUUGCUGGGGCUGUCUCCAAGAGGGCUAAAGCUGGAGUUCAGGGCAAUCAUUUAUUGUCUACCAAAAAAGAUAACAGCCAAGCAUUUGAUAAAGUCACCAGCUCUUGCCCUUCACAGCCUGAAAUAUCUCACUCUGGACAACCACAGCUGCAAGACAGCCACCUAUUCACACCGGAACAAACUAACUCUAUGCCUUCUUCAUCUCAGCCAGGGAGCUGCAAUGAAAAGAUGCAGAUUGCUUGUCUCAAGAAGGAGACUGAGCUUGUUUGCUUCUCUGCUGUUGUCACACCUCCACCUUACACUCAUCUUUUACCUGGGAAAGACACAACCAAAACAAGUUCGGUCAAUACAUCCAGUCCUCCAGAAGCACCGUCUGCCUUGUCCACUUCCACCAACGACUUUAUGCCAGCAGAACAAUCCAAACCCAAAGGUCCACCUCCUCCUGUUCCCAAAAAACCUAAGAACCCAUUCAUAAAGCUUAAAACUGCACAAUUAAUUUCUACUGAUGUGCAAGGAAGAGCCAAACACCAUCUGCGAUCAGAGGACAGGGCAAAGAGGAGACACACGUUUGAUUUUAACAAAGUUCCUCUGUAUGGCACAUCAGCUAAUCAGGACAUGUGUAUGCUGUGGGACGAAAAGGGCACAUAUACUGUACCAACUAACUUUCGCCGAUUGUCAGCUGACAUCAGUCCCUGGGACCAUCUGUCUCUGAGGGACAUGGAUGACCACUUCGGAGAUAUGAUUGAUUAUGAAUAUUGUGUGCGAAUGGCAGGGUUGUCUCCAGAGGAAGAGCCUCAAGACUUGGACAUGAUGCAAAGACGAGUGUUCCUCGAGAGACGAUCCAGGCGCAAAUGGUCACCUCCUCCUAUUACGGAAAGGCCACGACAUACCCUGGCAAAGCAAGUGAUCACAACAGAUAGUGAAACUGAAAACCCAACAUCUACACUUUCAGAGAAAAAGGAAACAGAACCCAUCUUCCUGACUGACAGAGCCCUCAUGCAGGUGAAUGCAAACAGCCAGAGUGAGCAUCCUAAAGAUUUAACAGAUCCCAUCAGCAACAGAGACACGGGAAGAUGCAGUGAUGUGGGUUCCUACAAGCCGGUGGCAGAAAUUGUGAAAGAAAAAAACCAACUGCACAGACUGCAGGGUCGGGUAAAACCCGAAGGGCCCAAAGCUCAGGUUCGUCUGGCAGAGCAGAACCCAACUUUGAAAGUUUCCCAAAUGAAGAAUACCUUUGAUGUCCCAAAGAAAUCUAAGGAGAGGCCAGUGGAAGUGCAAACACCUCCAAAGAAAGAUAUGUCGCGGCGAGUUGUGCGACAGAGCAAGUUCCGUCAUGUGUUCGGUCAGGCCGUGAGGAACGACCAGUGCUACGAUGACAUCCGUGUAUCCAGGGUAACCUGGGACAGCUCCUUCUGUGCAGUCAACCCCAAGUUUGUUGCCAUCAUCAUAGAUGCAAGCGGAGGAGGAGCGUUUCUCGUCCUUCCUUUAAAUAAGACCGGCCGCAUAGACAAGGCGUACCCGACAGUCUGUGGUCACACAGGCCCAGUGUUGGACAUUGACUGGUGUCCUCAUAAUGAUCACGUCAUUGCAAGUGGCUCGGAGGACUGCACAGUCAUGGUCUGGCAGAUCCCCGAGAAUGGACUGGACGCCGCCCUGUCAGAGCCUGUAGUGGUGUUAGAGGGCCACUCUAAAAGGGUCGGCAUUGUGUCUUGGCAUCCCACGGCUCGCAAUGUUCUUCUCAGUGCCGGCUGUGACAACCAGGUCGUCAUCUGGAACGUGGGGACGGGAGAGGCCAUGAUCAGCCUGGACGACAUGCACCCGGAUGUUAUCUUCAGCGUCAGCUGGAGUCGCAACGGCAGCCUACUGUGCACAGCCUGUAAGGACAAAAAGGUCCGCAUCAUCGACCCACGUAAAAAGAAGAUUGUGGCGGAGAAGGAUAAAGCCCACGAGGGAGCUCGACCAAUGAGGGCCAUCUUUUUAGCAGACGGAAACAUUUUCACCACUGGAUUCAGCCGCAUGAGCGAGCGUCAGCUGGCCCUGUGGAAAUCUGACAAUUUGAAUGAGCCCAUAUGUGUCCAAGAGAUGGACACCAGUAAUGGAGUUCUGCUGCCCUUCUAUGAUCCAGACACGAACAUAGUCUACCUGUGUGGAAAGGGGGACAGCAGCAUUCGGUAUUUUGAGAUCACUGAUGAGGCGCCGUUUGUUCAUUACCUCAACACCUUUUCAACGAAGGAGCCCCAGAGAGGCAUGGGUUACAUGCCCAAGAGAGGCCUGGAUGUUAACAAAUGUGAAAUCGCAAGGUUUUAUAAAUUACAUGAGAGAAAAUGUGAACCAAUCAUCAUGACAGUCCCACGUAAGUCGGAUCUGUUCCAGGACGACCUGUACCCGGACACGGCCGGCCCCGAUCCCACCCUGGAGGCAGAGGAGUGGUUCGCUGGCAAGAACGGAGGCCCGAUCCUGAUCUCACUCAAACACGGCUAUGUUUCCACCAAGAACCGGGACCUAAAGGUGGUCAAAACCAACAUCCUGGAGAGCAAGCCAGUCACAAAAGCAGAUAGCAUCCCCACCAUCCCCACCAUCCAGAAACAUGCUUCUCCACAAUCCACUGUUAAAAUGGAAGACAAACUGGAAGAGGUACUCCGAGAAUUCAAGUCACUCAGGGACCGCGUUAUCCUUCAGGACCGCCGGAUUGCCCGACUUGAAGAGCAGGUCGCCAAGGUUGCCAUGUAAGACGCACAGACUCUUGCCAGGAUUGCUGUUGUCUUUGGGAGUCAGCUGCAGCCAAUUUCUCAAGAUUCGGCUUCACCAAGCUUGGUUUCCGUCCCAUUCCGUCGAGACCAAGCCCACAUUCCAAGACGAACUUUAUUUUUGCUCAUCGGCCCUCUUGUUCCACACUCUGCCCUGACACACUCACAGAGGAGAGGAAAAACUUUUAGAGCUCAUGGUCAUAUCCGAAGAAAAAGACAUUUUUGUUUUUAAAGAAGUCUUAACUGUUUUAUUUUUUUAAAUGUGGUGAAGUAUUCUCAUGUGAAGGUUGUACCUACUGCUCAACAACUGUAGCAUCAGUAUUUCAUUGUUCUUAUUGCGUUGCCAAAUAUGAAUUGUGUGCCGUUUCAUGCACUGCUUUUACGUUGUUGGUUUUUCUCCUCCCUGUUGUACAUUCCAUUCACAACCUGGUAGAACAUUACAAGUCGAGCUGAAUUUUUGUUUUUUAAUUUUAAACUGUAGCUGUCGGUCUGUUUUCUUCCCACCAGUUUGCUCGUUGGCAUCAGUCAGAUUAAUGAAUGUGGAAGAGAUCCUAAAACAAUUUUCUCCUGUUCUCCUGGGGGUUUAAAUUGACCACUGGGGUCCUAAUGUUGAGAUGGAGGCUGGGUAGAUGUUACAUCUUCCUGCUGUAAAUGUUGUGAAAAUGUUGUGGUGCCUCUUGUCACUGUUAAGGGUCAAACUAGAGCUGCCCUCUCUGGUGCAUAUUGGUUUUUUGAAGGGACCCCUCACAGCCCGUGUUUUACUGAAACGUUGACAGAGAGUUCUGUGCACAUAUUAAAAAAUUUUACACAUGAAAA